Molecule: messenger RNA, 4140 nt
Organism: Passer domesticus (house sparrow)
Lineage: Eukaryota; Metazoa; Chordata; Aves; Passeriformes; Passeridae
Product: phosphoribosylformylglycinamidine synthase-like
Source: RefSeq, a predicted model, not a curated record
AUGCCGUUUUUGGGUCCCCAAUGCCGUUUUCGGGGUCCCUGGGAGUUCCACCUGUCGCGGCGCGCGCUGCCGCGGCGCCCCCUGAGCCUGCCCCCGGGGCUGGGGCUGCGCGCGGCGCUCGAGAGGGUGCUGAGGCUGCCGGCCGUGGCCAGCAAGAGGUACCUCACCAACAAGGUGGACCGCUCGGUGACGGGGCUGGUGGCCCAGCAGCAGUGCGUGGGUCCCCUGCACACGCCGCUGGCCGACGUGGCCGUGGUGGCCCUGUCCCGUUCGGGGACACCGGCCGCGGCCACGGCCAUCGGCGAGCAGCCGCUCAAGGGGCUGCUGGACCCCGCGGCCGGCGCGCGGCUGGCGCUGGCCGAGGCCCUCACCAACCUGGUGUUCGCCAGGGUGACACACCUCAAGGACGUGAAGUGCUCGGGCAAUUGGAUGUGGGGCUCCAAGCUGGGCUCCGAGGGCGGGGCGCUGGUGACCGCGUGUGACGCGCUGGUGGUGGCCCUGCGCCACCUGGGCGUGGCCAUCGACGGCGGCAAGGACUCGCUCAGCAUGGCGGCCCGCAGUGGGACGGACACCGUCAUGACACCUGGCGCCCUGGUGAUCUCGGCGUACGCCGUGUGCCCCGACGUCACCCCACCCGUCACCCCCGACCUCAAGUGUCCCGACGACGGAGGGACCCUCCUGUGGGUGCAGCUGAACCCCGGCCGGCACCGCCUCGGCGGCUCCGCGCUCGCCCAGGUCUUUGCCCAGGUGGGCGACGAGUGCCCCGACCUGGACGAUCCCGGGAGCCUCGGCAGCGCCUUCCGCGUCACCCAGCAGCUGCUGCAAGAGCGUGUCCUGCUGUCCGGCCAUGACGUCAGCGACGGUGGCCUGCUGGGCUGUGCCCUGGAGAUGGCCUUCGCCGGCAACUGCGGCCUCACGCUCAGCGUCCCCCGCGCCGCCCGCCGGCCGCUGGCGCUGCUCUUCGCCGAGGAGCCGGCGCUGCUGCUCGAGGUCCCCGCGGUGGCCGCUGUCCCCGUGUCCCGCCGCUACCAGGACGCCGGUGUCACCUGUGUCCCCAUCGGCCACAGCGGCCCCUACGGACCCCACGCCAUGGUGACGGUGUCGGUGGGCGGCCAGGAGCUGCUGGCCGAGCCCGUGGGCGCCCUGCGGGCGCUCUGGGAGCAGACGAGUUUCCGGCUGGAGCGGCUGCAGGCGGCGCCGGCCUGCGUGGAGCAGGAGGAGCAGGACCUGGCCACGCGCUGGGACCCGAGCCCCGCGUCACCUCUCGACCCCCGAGCACGCCGCGCCGGUCUGCCGGUGCCACGCGUGGCCGUGCUGAGGGAGGAGGGCAGCAACGGGGACCGGGAGAUGGCGGCCGCCUUCGCCAUGGCCGGCUUCCAGGUGUGGGACGUGACCACCCAGGACCUCUGCUCGGGCUCGGCCUCCCUGGACGGCUUCCGGGGCCUCGUCUUCGUCGGCGGCUUCAGCUACGCCGACGUCCUGGGCUCGGCCAAAGGCUGGGCGGCCUCGAUUCGCUUCAACCCCAAGGUGCGGGCGGAGCUGGAGCGAUUCCGGACGCGGCCGGACACCUUCAGCCUGGGGGUGUGCAACGGCUGCCAGCUGAUGGCGCUGCUGGGCUGGGUGGGGACAGUGCCAGGUGACAGCCCCACGUCCCCGAGCCCGGCGGUGGCGCUGGAGCGGAACCUCUCGGGGCGCUUCGAGUCGCGCUUCGUCACCGUCAGCGUGGAGAGGAGCCGGGCACUGCUGCUGCGGGGCAUGGCCGGGGCACGGCUGGGAGUGUGGGUGGCACACGGAGAGGGCCGUUUCCAGUUCCGGCCGCCGUCGGCGCUUGACCGCUGUGUCCAGUCCGGCCUGGCGCCGCUGCGCUACGUGGACGACGGCGGGGAGCCGACGGAGCGCUACCCGCUGAACCCCAACGGCUCCGGCCAGGGCGUGGCCGCGCUGGUGUCGCCCUGCGGCCGGCACCUGGCGGCCAUGCCGCACCCCGAGCGGUCAGUGCGCGCCUGGCAGAGCCCCUGGGCCGGCCGGAGCGCGGCCGCCAGCGGCCGGAGCAAGGCCGGCAACGGGCCCUGGCUCAGAAUGUUCCGGAACGCCAUGGAGUGGUGCCUGCAGUGGCCGGAGGGAGAGAAGUGACCGCUGAGUGACCAACUGACCAACUGACCAACCCUCUGUGAUACUGACCAUUCACUGACCAUUCAUUGACCACCCACUGACCCCUCAGUGACCCCUCACUGACCAUCCAAUGACCACUCACUGACCACCCACUGACCCCUCACUGACCCCUCACUGACCCCUCACUGACCACCCACUGACCACCCACUGACCCCUCACUGACCCCUCACUGACCCCUCACUGACCCCUCACUGACCCCUCACUGACCCCUCACUGACCACCCACUGACCCCUCACUGACCCCUCACUGACCCCCAAUGCCCUGCAGUGGUGCCUGCAGUGGCCGGAGGGAGAGAAGUGACCGCUGAGUGACCAACUGACCAACCCUCUGAGACACUGACCAUUCACUGACCCCUCACUGACCCCUCACUGACCACUCACUGACCCCUCACUGACCCCUGGAGUGGUGCCUGCAGUGGCCGGAGGGAGAGAAGUGACCGCUGAGUGACCAACUGACCAACUGACCAACCCUCUGUGAUACUGACCAUUCACUGACCAUUCAUUGACCACCCACUGACCCCUCAGUGACCCCUCACUGACCAUCCAAUGACCACUCACUGACCCCUCACUGACCCCUCACUGACCACCCACUGACCCCUCACCGACCCCUCACUGACCCCUCACUGACCCCUCACUGACCACCCACUGACCACCCACUGACCCCUCACUGACCCCUCACUGACCACCCACUGACCCCUCACUGACCCCCAAUGCCCUGCAGUGGCCGGAGGGAGAGAAGUGACCGCUGAGUGACCACAGACUGACUGACAAACCCUCUGUGAUACUGACCACUGACUGACCCCUGACUGACCACUGACUGACCACUCACUGACCCCUCACUGACCCCUGACUGACCACAGACUGACCACUCACUGACCCCUCACUGACCACUGACUGACCCCCAGUGUCCUGCAGUGACCGGAGGGAGAGAAGUGACCGCUGAGUGACCAAGUGACCAUCCCAUGGACAACCCCUCUGUGACACUGACCCCUCACUGACCCCUCACUGACCCCUCACUGACCACUGACUGACCCCUCACUGACCCCUGGAGUGGUGCCUGCAGUGGCCGGAGGAAGAGAAGUGACCGCUGAGUGACCAACUGACCAACCCUCUGAGACACUGACCACUGACUGACCCCUCACUGACCCCUCACUGACCAUCCAAUGACCACUGACUGACCACUCACUGACCACCCACUAACCCCCAAUGCCCUGGAGUGGUGCCUGCAGUGGCCGGAGGGAGAGAAGUGACCGCUGAGUGACCGCUGAGUGACCACAGACUGACUGACAAACCCUCUGUGACACUGACCACUGACUGACCCCUCACUGACCCCUCACUGACCCCUCACUGACCCCUCACUGACCACCCACUGACCACUGACUGACCCCUCACUGACCCCUCACUGACCCCCAGUGCCCUGCAGUGGCCGGAUGGUGAGAAGUGACCGCUGAGUGACCGCUGAGUGACCAACUGACCAACCCCCUGUGACACUGACCACUGACUGACCACUGAGUGACCACCCCUGGGGACACUGACCCCUUGACCCUCUCACUGACCCCCCCAGUGACCAACUGACCUCUGAGUGACCCCUGAGUGACCAACUGACCCCCCAGUGACCAACUGACCCCUGAGUGACCCCUGAGUGACCAAGUGACCCCUGAGUGACCAACUGACCCCUGAGUGACCACCUGAGUGACCAAGUGACCGCUGAGUGACCAACUGACCCCUGAGUGACCAACUGACCCCUGAGUGACCAACUGAGCCUUGCAGUGGCCAAGUGACCAGCUGAGUGACCCCUGAGUGACCAACUGACCCCUGAGUGACCCCUGAGUGACCAACAGACCCCUCGGUGACCAACUGACCCCUGAGUGACCCCUCAGUGACCCCUGAGUGACCCCCUGGUGACCCCUUGACCGCCCUGGAGGGGGCGUGGCCUGCAAUGAUGAAUAAAGAGCUGAUAAUUGAUUAA